This is a messenger RNA of Yarrowia lipolytica CLIB122, 1524 nucleotides long. RefSeq lists its product as uncharacterized. Gene Ontology annotation, molecular function: anthranilate synthase activity. The record is from RefSeq and is a predicted model, not a curated record. Gene Ontology annotation, biological process: L-tryptophan biosynthetic process. Lineage: Eukaryota; Fungi; Ascomycota; Dipodascomycetes; Dipodascales.
AUGAUCCAACUCAGACCCACUCUAGAGGCUCUUCAGACCAUCGUGGCCGACAACCGAGCCGCCGCCACCAAGGAGACUCUUCCCGACAACCUCUAUCCCGUUUUCGCCUAUGUGGAUGCUGAGGCCCUGACUCCUCAUACUGCCUACCUCAAGUUGGCUCGUCUGGAUGACCCCAACCGAAGUCCCUCGUUCCUGUUCGAGUCUGCCCUCGGUGGUAAGCAUCUGUCCCGAUACUCUUUCAUUGGAUCUAAUCCCCGGAAGAUGAUCAAGACUGGUGCUCCCCAUGGACCUGACGUUGAUCCGCUCAACCUGCUGGAGUCUGAACUCGACCAGUACCGACAGUUCCAGACCCCCGGCGUCCCCACUCUUUGUGGAGGAGCCAUCGGAUACAUUUCGUACGACUGCAUCAAGUACUUCGAGCCCCGAACCAAGCGAGAUCUCAAGGACGUCCUGGAGGUCCCCGAAAGUGCCCUCAUGCUCUACGACACCAUUGUGGCCUUUGACCACGUCUACCAGCGACUCCAGGUUAUCACCAAUGUCAAGGUUGAGGCCGACACCGAUCUCACCAAGGCCUACGAGGACGCCAAGAAGGAGGUGCAGCGAAUCGCAGACCUGCUGACUUCCCCUGAGGUUCCCCAGCCCCCCCAGGGACCCGUGACCCUUGGAAAGACUUUCACUUCCAACAUUGGCCAGAAGGGUUACGAACAGCACGUGACCACUCUUAAGGAGCGAAUCAAGAAGGGAGACAUCAUCCAGGCCGUGCCCUCACAGCGAGUAGCUCGGCCCACCGACCUGCAUCCCUUCAACGUCUACAGACACCUGCGAACCGUCAACCCCUCUCCCUACCUGUUCUACAUUGACUAUCUUGAUUUCCAGCUUGUUGGUGCUUCUCCUGAGCUGCUCGUCAAGAUUGAGAACGGCCGAAUUGUGUCUCAUCCCAUUGCUGGAACGGUUAAGCGGGGAGCUACUCCUGCCGAGGAUAACCAGCUGGCUCAGGAGCUUCUCAACUCUGAGAAGGACCGAGCUGAGCACGUCAUGCUGGUCGAUUUGGCCCGAAACGAUGUCAACCGAGUAUGUGAUCCUCGAUCCACUUCCGUCGAUCGGCUUUUGGGUGUCGAAACCUUCUCGCACGUCCAGCAUCUCGUUUCCCAGGUGUCUGGUGUUCUGCGACCCGACCAGACCCGAUUCGACGCCUUCCGAUCCAUUUUCCCUGCCGGAACCGUUUCUGGUGCCCCCAAGGUCAAGGCCAUGGAGCUGGUUGGAGAGCUUGAGAAGGAAAAGCGAGGUGUCUACGCCGGUGCCGUUGGAUCUUUCGGCUACAACGGAGAGGCCAUGGACACUUGCAUUGCUCUUCGAACUAUGCUUCUCAAGGACGGUGUUGCGUACCUGCAGGCCGGAGGAGGCAUUGUCUUCGAUUCUGACGAGUACGACGAAUAUGUCGAGACUAUCAACAAGAUGAUGGCAAACAACCGGUGUAUUGUCGAGGCCGAGGAGAUCUGGGCUGGACAGCAGAAGGGUGAGUAG